GCUUUUGCGGAGGUGGAUUUCGCGCAGGUGGAAUAUCCAUGUGAACACUUCAGACGGCGCGACUUCAUCUGCUGCCUUACAGUAAUUUUGGAGGAGCUAAAGGAAUUAUAUUUUAAAGAGAUCGACAACUGGAUAAAACAAAAAGGGACAUGCUUGUUUAGUGGAUUAAAAUGGAUUUUCCUGUUGUUGCGGGGCUGUACAUCAUAUGUUGCUCGUUCGCAGUCGGCUCCGCAGUGUUUACUGUAGCUUGCAUCGAUCGCGUCUCUGGAAAGUGUUAGACGGUGUUCAAGGUUUAAAUCUCUUAUUUCUAACGGAAUAAAGGGAAUGGUACAGACAAUUUUCUUACACAAUGGACACGUGUGCGCUUUUUGUAGUCAAAAUAAACAGAUUUGUGCUUGCAGCAGGUAUUGCGAAUGAACUGAUGGAAAAGUCGCUGGCUUAUUUGUUUUAUGUAAGAAAUACAUAUGCAAAAUAUGCAAGGUGAAUUAAUGACUUGUUUUUAAAAAUCUAUUAUAAAGAGCCUGUCGUACACAGUGUCAUUACAUGUGUGGUUACUGGUCCAGUUUAUGAGCAAUAAUACCUAGUAGGUUUAUAGAGGUAACGUGGAUGAUAAUUGCGGAUGAAAAAAAAUCGGAUACAAUGGAUGAAGGCAGUAUUUCUGAGACUUUGCCGGAAUUAAAAGACUUGGAGCUCAAGAUUGGGAGGAAAAUGCCAGAUGGGCUGCUGAAAUGGAUGCGUGAUGACGCCGCUUUGCACCUAGAAGAUGGCAAAUUGAGUAAAGAUAAAGAUCCUCGCAAGAAGGACCUUGGCGACAAGAUAAGGGAUUUAAAGAUAGAUAUGGCGUUGUUGCGCUCGGCGGACGUGAAGAUCCUGCGGCAGCUCCUGGCGCUGCAUGAGGGCGUCGAGUCGCUCAAGUGGCUUCUGGAGGAACGCGGCACGCUGACCAGCCACUGCAGCAGCCUGACCGGCAGCCAGUACAGCCUGGCCGAGGGGCCCGACGCCUCGCUGCGAGAUAGCUGGAGCAGCCUGCACGACCCCAAUGACCGCCUGGACAACAUCUCCAUCGGCAGCUACCUCGACACGCUGGCUGACGACCUGGACGAGUACUGCCCGUCUGGCUCUGAAUCGACACACUGUCCCGCUCCCCUGGGCACAGAGCUCUGUGGCCAGACUGGUGCUGGGUCGGGCAAGGUUGAGCGAGCCAAAGUCGAGGCUUCGGUCUGGACCAGGCCACCAUCUGAGACUUCCAAAGCUACAGAGCCAGGAAGAGCGGCCCCAGGUGCCAAGGAUGCUGGGCAAGCACAGGCGGGCAAGAAUCACGGGCUCCCUGAGAAGAAUGUUCAGCACGGGGUCGACCAGGACUCUGCAUGCGCCAGCCUAGUUGAGAAACUUACUCAGAGCCAGAGCCCCAAAGUCAAGCCCUACAAGAACGGGAAGGUUGACCUGGAAGCAAAAAUGCUAAACGGACUGAACGGCAGAAUGAACCUGGAGUACGAUGCCCACUGGCACUGGGUACAGUCACAGGACGAUGUGACUUUUCUGUGAGGAGCUUCUGGGGUUCGGGGGCUGGGGGAGGUGAGGAGCCCUUAUAGAAUGUCCUCUGUUACUCUCAACCUCUCAGUCCUUAACACAGCUGAAGUGGCUCGUGGGCUUCGAUCAAAAACACAUCAACAAGUGCUGCACGGUUACUUUACGUUGUAGAUCUGUUUCACCGGGAGUUUUUUAUUACCUUCUAAGAAACUGUGGUCCACCUUUUGUGUGAAAACCCAAGUAUGCAACUAUAAAUCUUAAUAUCACGAGAAAUACCUAAAUAUAGUGAUUUUAAGAAGAAGCAGAAACUGAUAAUUCUUCUUUGUCUGCAAUGCAGUCUUUAUUAUCGAAAGGUUUUUAUUUAAGUCAUAUUUAACCAACUAGUUCACCCAGCCAGUAAAGAUCUGGAUGCCUUAAGAUAGACGACAGUCUAAAACCAUUCAGAUGUAAUUGUAAUUGGCUGUGUUGGAAUGUGUUUUUUUGCGGAAUGCCAAAUUUUGGACACAGUCAUGCUAAUGCAGUAGGUGAUAAUAGCAUAGCUGAUAAUGCUUUUAUUAUUACAUGUAUGCAGAUACAUGAGUGAAAUUGUGGAGUUUUAUAUGAUGCACAAGUUUUAAUAUAACUGAAUAUUGUAGUAUAAUGCAAAUUCAUAGUAAAUGAAAGUGGUUAUAUUUAACAAAUCUGAAUGUGACUUAUUGUAAUCAUGUUAAUUUCAGCGCAGUUGUAAUCAACACAUUCUUCUUAUGUGAUUAUAAUUCCAGAUACGUGCACUGUUGUGUUGUAAUCUGAAGUGUCCUUUGAUUAAAUUCUGCCACUAUUAAAUAUUUCAACCUUU
Paramormyrops kingsleyae is the source of this 2365-nucleotide messenger RNA. RefSeq names its product leucine rich adaptor protein 1 (gene lurap1). Gene Ontology annotation, biological process: positive regulation of canonical NF-kappaB signal transduction; positive regulation of cytokine production. The record is from RefSeq and is a predicted model, not a curated record. Lineage: Eukaryota; Metazoa; Chordata; Actinopteri; Osteoglossiformes; Mormyridae.